This is a messenger RNA of Tigriopus californicus, 1218 nucleotides long. RefSeq lists its product as uncharacterized. Lineage: Eukaryota; Metazoa; Arthropoda; Copepoda; Harpacticoida; Harpacticidae. The transcript is spliced from 3 exons. The record is from RefSeq and is a predicted model, not a curated record. The coding region runs from base 169 to 930 and encodes 253 amino acids.
AAGGCGCUGAAAGGUUCAAAAUCUUCAAAAUAGACAGCGUAUAAAGUCAAGCCAUCCUAACCUAACCAUGUCCUAACCUAGCUGAAAACAAUAACAAGCCAACAUUUCGAACUUGAAUUGUCAAAAGCCAGUGAAUUGCUCCGUGCUGAUAUAGUUAGUAAUUCUAAGAUGGCCAGUAAGGAAGACUGCGCACUUCCGGCCGGCAUUCUCGACAUUGGAGAGCUGGCUCGAAAGAUCCAAACCCGGAUCGAGGUCGUCCAACGGGAGAACCAAGCCAAGGAGGUGGUCUUACGAGCUCUCAGAGAUACGGUUCAUGAACCGAUUACGGUUCGUGAUCGAGGCAAACCCGGCGGGGGCGGGCACAACAUCACAUGGACGGAUUUAGACUUGGGUACGCAAGAGGAGCAUAUGAUCUCGGUGGGCAAAGAGCGGAGAGCCACCCGAAUUAAGUUCGAGGGAUUGAGUCGUGGGUUGAAGCUCGUGCAGGAGUCCAAUGCCUUGGCCAAGAUUAUCAUUAAGCCCGACUCAACCGAUCAUCAGGAAGUGGUCAAAUUGAUGAUACGUCUCCAGAAUCUCAUUGAUGAAGUGAACAACUUGGAGGAUCGAAAAAUUCUAACUGAGCUUGAUGCUCAAAAGGCCGAAAUCCAACUCGGCCACGAAUUUUCACGUCUUUAUGAGGAGGCCUGCAGUCAAGCCGAUCCGAAUCGAGGAGGUGCAGAAUCAGAACAAGAGCUCGAUGAGGCCUUAAAAGAUGAGAUUAAAACUCUGGAAAAGCAACUCCAUGCCGAACAAAGACGGGGCCAGCAAAUGAAGGUGUUGGUGAUCAAGAUCCUAAUGUCGACUCGGAUCCACGAGUUUGAAGAAGAUUUCAGAGAAAAAAUCACCGACAUGCUAAACUUCUGUAACAAGGCAAAUUUUUAUUUUUCUUGAUGUAUGACACUUUGUAUUAUAAUUCCAUGCUUAAAAAGAGGAUUUGAGUGGGAUUGUAAAUCUUCUUAAGCAUUUUUGGGUUUGGGUAAUUCAUUUAGAGUCCAAACACGUCUCUGAUGUCCUGAAUUCGUUGUUGUCGCCGUUCGGCUUCGUUUUGACGGAAAGCGCCGGAAAUGAGGUCUCGUUUCUUUUCCUGAAUGGCCAUCAUUCUUUCCUCGAUACUAAAAAUACCGCAUAACCUUGUAACGAAGGCAAGAGACGUAAAUAAAUGCAAUACUGCAAAUAUGA